AUGAAGCUCGAUAUCUUCGAGUGCACAUCGAGAUCUGCCGUCGUCCCCGUCUACCGCUGGGAACACGACGCCUGUGCCGUGCAGUCGGCGCAGUCCAAGGACAGCUUUGCCAUGGUGGGAGCGAGGGAUAUGUUCCUCGACGUCAAGUGCGACGCGCCUCUCCACACAGCACCCAGCGGCACGACGGCGAAGACGGACUGGAGAAACCGGGGUCCGAUUCGCUGGCAUGAGUCUCCCCGCCCGGCGCCAUCGGUCAGCUACACCCUCGUCGCGCGCAUCCAGUGCCAGGAAGAAGGCGACGCGACGCUGCGCUACGUCGAGGCAAAGCAAGCCGUUACUUUGCUUCCCGUCUCCGACGUCGAGCCGCCGACGUGCGUUAACGACUUUCUCGGGGAGUUCGUGCUGAGCGAAAGCCACGGCGCUGCGGAAGCACAGGCUCGGGACCCAGCUCGGCCAUCUGGUUGUGACAGGGUGCGAGCCGCCGCCGCUCGUCUACUCGUCGCCUGGCGCCGCUGGCGCGUCCACGGAGUGCGCAGUAUCUGUCGCCCUCAAAGGGCAGCGCUUAUCGGCGCCCUCAAGUGGGAAUACGCGCCCGCAGGCGACCUCGUCUGCGGCGCCUCGCUUGUCCCGUCGGGCUCCACCGGCCACGGCCAUGUGUGGCGCGCACGCCUGACCCUGGCCGUCAAGCCGCCCGAGACGCUGCCGCCGGCCUUUUGCGGCACCCUCAUCGCGCGGUUGUAUUCCCUGCUCGUCAUCGUGCGCGUGCCGGGGGCGCGCGGCAAGAAGUGCGACCUGGAGCUCCCCUCCCAGGUGGUACACCAGGGCGACGACUCGAGCGAUCCGUGUACGACACCCGCGCCGCCGGUUGGUGGUUGCAAGGGGCCCGGCGCGCUGCUGGGAGAGCAAGCGGAGUUGCCCGAGUACGACGACAGAUGGACGGAGGCUUCGUGGAGACGCGUUGAACGGACCCGACGUUGAUUUUGAGACCACCAGGUGGAACCGAAUUGUGUAGACGGGUGGGAUGAUUGUGUUUUGUGGGUGCACAGCAAGGACAGCUCCGGGCCCAGACCCUGCAGUGGGCGGGAAAAUUUGCCGCAGGGAAAACACACCCAGGUAAUUUACCUAGUGAUUCCCCAAGUCCGGCACAUAUUUGAUUUAGCGUGCCAAAACAGAGAUUGGAUGGUGCCCGGUGGGCUUCGUGACAAAAUCGUGCAGGAUAUGCAUUCUUGCCCACGCCGCUUGCAGACAUCGGAGCCUGAGAUAAGUGAGCGAGCA
Messenger RNA from Gaeumannomyces tritici R3-111a-1, 1275 nucleotides. RefSeq lists its product as hypothetical. The record is from RefSeq and is a predicted model, not a curated record. Bases 1 to 978 code for a protein of 325 amino acids. The transcript has 6 exons. NCBI's taxonomy places the organism in Eukaryota, Fungi, Ascomycota, Sordariomycetes, Magnaporthales, Magnaporthaceae.